This is a messenger RNA of Archocentrus centrarchus (flier cichlid), 1657 nucleotides long. RefSeq names its product NLR family CARD domain-containing protein 3-like. The transcript has 8 exons. NCBI's taxonomy places the organism in Eukaryota, Metazoa, Chordata, Actinopteri, Cichliformes, Cichlidae. The record is from RefSeq and is a predicted model, not a curated record. Bases 323 to 1657 code for a protein of 444 amino acids.
GUUCCUACACGAGAGGAGCUGUGUGUUUGCACAGACAGAUCUUGCUCUCUGCACAGGAACAACACACUGAACUUACAGGAAACAAACAAACUAAAGUAUCGAGCUUAUCACGCUAAUAUUGUUCGAUACCAAUACCAGCGUUGUAUCGAUAAUAUAGAUAUUUUGGAUCGAUCCGCCCACCACUAGUUGGCAGACGGGAUGUAAACAACAGGAUGUCACCACCGUGAACUCCCUCGGCAGGCAGGUCUGCUCCAGACAGCAGAGAGCUGCAGAGUGAUGGCAUAUAUGGAAACACAUUGAGUGGCAACUGAUUUGUAUCAACAUGGAAAGGAGCUCUCAGAAACGAGCCACCCCUGAACCUGACUCUGAACCUCAGCCCAGCGGCGUGUCUAUGAGGAGUGAUCGGUCAAAGAAAGACAUCAUUGACUUUAAAAGACAAGAACUCUCUGCUGUUAAGAAAGACGAUGUUUCCAGUUCUCAGUCUGGCCUGAAUCAUCAACCUGAACUGGACUCCAUAUUUAAGCGGCUGGAGGACAACAUUGUUACAUUUGUGAAGAAUGAGUUAAAGAAGGCACAGAAUGAACUGAAUCCAGAUUACGCAGAAGAGUCAGAGAGUCACUGUGAGGAUGAAGAGGUGUUGGACGAUGAGGAUGAGGAGCAAAGGAGGAGCAGCAGGGAGGCAUUUCGGAAGAUCAUAGUUAACUUCCUGUGGAAAAUGAAACAGGAGAAGCUGGCUGCUCUUCUGCUGAGCAAACACCCUGGUUCAGAUUGUGGAUAUAAACUUAAAUCUAACCUGAAGAAGAAGUUCCAGUGUGUGUUUGAGGGGAUCGCUAAACCAGGAAACCCGACCAUUCUGAAUCAGAUCUACACAGAGCUCUACAUCACAGAGGGAGAGACCGGAGAGGUCAAUGAUGAACAUGAGGUCAGACAGAUAGAAGAAAUUUCACGAAAAUCAGGAAGCACAGAAACAUCAAUCAGAUGUGAAGACAUCUUUAAAUCCACAGUGGGGAGAGAUAAACCAAUCAGAACAGUGCUGACGAAGGGAGUCGCUGGCAUCGGGAAAACAUUCCUAACACAGAAGUUCACUCUGGACUGGGCUGAAGAUAAAACCAACCAGGACAUCCAGUUCAUGUUUCCAUUCACUUUCAGAGAGCUGAAUCUGCUGAAGGAUAAAAAGUUCAGUUUGGUGGGACUUGUUCAUCAUUUCUUUAUUGAAACCAAAGAAGCAGGAAUCUGCAGCUUUGAAAAGUUCAAGGUUGUGUUCAUCUUUGAUGGUCUGGAUGAGUGUCGACUUCCUCUGGACUUCCACAACACUGAGAUCCUGACUGAUGUCACAGAGUCCACAUCAGUGGAUGUGCUGCUGAUAAACCUCAUCAGGGGGAAUCUGCUUCCUUCUGCUCACCUCUGGAUAACCACACGACCUGCAGCAGCCAAUCAGAUCCCUGCUGAGUGUGUAGACAUGGUUACAGAGGUCAGAGGGUUCAAUAACCCAAAGAAAGAGGAGUACUUCAGAAAGAAAUUCAAAGAUGAGGGACAGGCCAACAAAAUAAUUUCUCAAAUCAGGUCAUCUCGAAGCCUCCACAUCAUGUGUCACAUCCCAGUCUUCUGCUGGUGCAAUGAGCUACCUCAGGAAAUCCAUCAACUCCAUGAAAAGUAA